Molecule: messenger RNA, 612 nt
Organism: Dovyalis caffra
Lineage: Eukaryota; Viridiplantae; Streptophyta; Magnoliopsida; Malpighiales; Salicaceae
Source: the annotation of a GenBank genome assembly
AUGAGUGUGGUUGGGUUUGAUAUUGGUAAUGAAAACUGUGUUAUUGCUGUGGUGAAACAACGGGGAGUUGAUGUGUUGUUGAAUGAUGAAUCAAAACGUGAAACCCUGGCUGUGAAUUUUAAGGAUCCUGAGGUUCAAAAUGAGCUGAAGAUGUUACCAUUUGAAACUUCUGAAGGGAAGGACGGAGGCAUUUUGAUUCACUUGAAAUAUUUGGGCGAGACACAUACAUUUACCCCGGUUCAGAUAUUGGCAAUGCUGUUUUCAGAUCUGAAAGAUAUAGCAGAGAAAAAUUUUGAAAUUCAUGUCACCGAUCGUGUGAUCGGGGUACCAUCAUAUUUCACAGACUUGCAGAGACGGGCAUAUUUGGAUGCUGCAACCAUUGCUGGGUUGAAGCCUCUGAGAUUGAUGCAUGACUGUGCUGCAAUUUCAAGGAGUUAUCAAUGGUUGGCGAAGGGAUUCUUGAUUAGUGCAUUUGGAUUUGGGAUGUUAGAGGAGAAUGGAGAAAUUCUUGUGACCCACAAGAGUACUACAGAUCCAUCUAGCAAGUGGGAAAUCGAGAAAUUUGGGGAGGAUGCUGGGCUGACUGAUAUUUUGCAUCCCAUGUGCUUCUAA